CCCCCGCCCCGGCCCCCAUCAAUCAUCAAUCAGCAGCACCGAGCGGAUCAAUCAAUGGUCGGGAGGAGGCGGCGGCGGCGGCUGCUGCUGUUAAUGAACAAUGUGUGAGAGCUGCGCCGAGCUGCUGGAGGUGUUAAAUGAGAUAUCAGACAUUGAAGGUGGUGAUGCUUUGCAGCUCAGAAAGGAACAUGCCCUCAAGAUAUUUGCUUACAUCAAUUCAUGGACGCAAAGACAAUGUUUGUGCUGUUUCAAGGAGUAUAAACAUCUGGAGAUCUUUAACCAAGUAGUUUGUGCGCUUAUUAACUUGGUGAUUGCCCAAGUCCAAACUCUGCGGGACCAGCUCUGUAAACAUUGCACUAUUAAUAUAGAUUCAACAUGGCCAGAGCAGAGUAAUCAUGCUGAUGAGCCCCUGAAUGUAGAAAGAGAGUCUCAUGAAGAAGAAAAUGGAGAAAGACAAAAACCUCUAGAGAAAAAGUUUGAUUCCACAAGAACUUGUAUCCUGAGCGAGGAGGAACCCGCAAAGAACACAGAUGCUUUUAGCUUAUGGAGUACUGAUGAGAAGGAGAAGCUGCUGCUGUGUGUGGCAAAAAUCUUUCAGAUUCAGUUUCCUCUGUACACAGCUUAUAAGCAUAAUACUCACCCCACAAUAGAGGAUAUUUCUGCUCAAGAAAGCAAUAUAUUAGGGGCGUUCUGUGAUAUGAAUGAUGUAGAAGUACCAUUGCACUUGCUUCGUUAUGUUUGUCUGUUUUGUGGAAAAAAUGGCCUUUCCCUCAUGAAGGAUUGUUUUGAGUAUGGAAGCCCCGAGACGCUGCCGUUCCUUAUAGCACACGCAUUUAUCACAGUGGUGUCUAAUAUCAGAAUAUGGCUGCACAUCCCUGCUGUCAUGCAGCACAUUAUACCCUUUAGAACUUACGUUAUCAGGUAUUUAUGUAAACUGUCAGACCAGGAGUUGCGGCAGAGCGCGGCCCGGAACAUGGCAGAUUUAAUGUGGAGCACAGUGAAAGAACCCUUGGAUACAGCCUUGUGUUUUGAUAAAGAAAGUCUUGAUCUUGCAUUCAAAUACUUCAUGUCACCAACUCUGACAAUGAGAUUGGCUGGGCUAAGCCAAAUAACAAAUCAACUUCAUACCUUCAAUGAUGUGUGUAAUAAUGAGUCAUUAGUUUCAGACACAGAAACGUCAAUUGCAAAAGAGCUUGCAGACUGGCUUAUCAGCAACAAUAUAGUUGAGCACAUUUUUGGACCAAAUUUACAUAUAGAGAUCAUCAAACAGUGCCAAGUGAUUCUGAAUUUUCUUGCAGCUGAAGGGAGACUUAGUACUCAACAUAUAGACUGUAUUUGGGCUGCUGCACAGCUGAAGCACUGCAGUCGUUACAUACACGAUUUGUUUCCUUCUUUGAUCAAAAACUUGGACCCUGUCCCACUUAGACACCUUCUUAACCUUGUCUCAACUCUUCAUCCCAGUGCUCACACUGAACAGACCUUGUAUUUGGCAUCCAUGCUGAUCAAAGCCCUGUGGAAUAAUGCACUGGCAGCUAAGGCUCAGCUGUCAAAACAAAGCUCCUUUGCAUCUUUACUGAGUACCAACCUGCCCAUGGGAAACAAAAAAGAAGAAGAGGAGCUCAGAAGAGCAGCCCCUUCCCCUUGGUCACCAGCAGCAAGCCCUCAAAGUAGUGACAACAGUGACACCCAUCAGAGUGGAGGCAGUGACAUUGAAAUGGAGGAACAGCUGAUUAACCGAACAAAACACGUCCAGCAGCGACUUUCGGACACAGAGGAAUCCAUGCAAGGAAGCUCUGAUGAGACAGCCAACAGUGGUGAGGAUGGCAGCAGUGGGCCUGGCAGCAGCAGUGGCCACAGUGAUGGAUCCAGCAACGAGGCCAACUCCAGUCAUGCCAGCCAGUCCGCCGGCAGCCCCGGCAGCGAGGUGCAGUCAGAAGACAUCGCGGAUAUCGAGGCUCUCAAAGAGGAGGACGAUGAAGAGGAAGAAGACAGGAGUCACAAUGCCCAGAAAAGCAGUAGGAGCACAGAUCUACGAGGCAGAAAACUGGAAUCACAAACAGGCAUUUGCCUGGGGGAUGCCCCUGGGCCGGCAGAGAGGAGUGGUGCCAGUAACGGGGCUGGCAAGGAGCACGUUUUUAACACGGACACGGUGCCGCCGGUGGACAAUCGCAUCCGCAUGCUUGAUGCUUGCUCCCAUGCUGAGGAUGCAGAGCAAGACAUGGCAGGGGAAAUGAGCACUGCUCACAUUUCACAAGGCUCUCAAGAUUCUUGUAUAACUCACACAGGGGACUUCCUUGGGGAAACCAUUGGGAAUGAAUUAUUUAACUGUCGGCAGUUCAUUGGGCCCCAACACCACCAUCACCAUCACCACCAUCACCACGAUGGGCAUAUGGUUGAUGAUAUGCUUAGUGCAGAUGAUGUCAGCUGCAGUAGUUCUCAAGUCAGUGCAAAAUCAGAGAAAAACAUGGCAGAUUUUGAUGGGGAAGAGUCUGGCUGUGAAGAAGAGCUUGUACAGAUUAAUUCCCAUGCUGAGCUGACAUCUCAUCUUCAGCAGCACCUCCCAAACCUGGCCUCUAUCUAUCAUGAACAUCUGAGUCAAGGACCAGCAGUUCACAAACAUCAGUACAACAGCAAUGCAGUGACUGACAUUAAUUUGGAUAAUGUUUGUAAGAAAGGAAAUACCCUGCUCUGGGAUCUGGUCCAGGAUGAAGAUGCAAUCCAUCUCUCUGAAGGGUUAAUAAAUGAGGCAGAGAAGCUGCUCUGUUCUUUAGUGUGCUGGUUCACUGACAGACAGAUUCGAAUGAGAUUUAUUGAAGGCUGCUUAGAAAAUUUAGCAAACAACAGAUCUGUCGUAGUUUCACUUCGUCUUCUUCCCAAGCUGUUUGGAACAUUUCAGCAAUUUGGGAGCAGCUAUGAUACACAUUGGAUAACAAUGUGGGCAGAAAAAGAACUGAAUAUGAUGAAACUUUUCUUUGAUAAUUUGGUACACUACAUCCAGGCAGUGAGGGAGGGACGACACAAGCACGCACUAUACAGCCACAGUGCAGAGGUUCAGGUUCGUCUUCAAUUCCUGACGUGUGUGUUUUCAACUCUGGGAUCUCCAGAUCACUUCAGGUUGAGUUUAGAGCAAGUGGACAUCCUGUGGCACUGCUUAGUAGAAGAUUCUGAAUGUUAUGAUGAUGCACUACACUGGUUCUUGAAUCAAGUAAGGAGUAAAGACCAGCAUGCCAUGGGGAUGGAGACUUACAAACAUCUUUUUUUGGAAAAGAUGCCACAGCUAAAACCUGAAACUAUCAGCAUGACUGGCCUAAACCUCUUCCAGCAUUUGUGUAAUUUGGCUCGACUGGCCACGAGUGCUUAUGAUGGUGGCUCCAACUCUGAGUUGUGUGGCAUGGACCAGUUCUGGGGCAUUGCUCUAAGGGCACAGUCUGGUGAUGUCAGUCGAGCAGCCAUCCAGUACAUCAACUCUUACUACAUCAACGGUAAAACUGGUCUGGAAAAAGAGCAGGAAUUUAUUAGCAAGUGUAUGGAGAGUCUGAUGAUAGCUUCGAGUAACCUGGAGCAAGAUUCUCAUUCCAGUCUGACCAUUAUUGAAAGAGGGCUCUUAAUGCUGAAAACACACCUGGAGGCUUUUAGGAGAAGGUUUGCAUAUCACCUGAGACAGUGGCAGAUUGAAGGCACAGGCAUCAGUAGUCACUUGAAAGCCCUGAGUGACAAACAGUCACUACCUCUAAGGAUUGUCUGUCAGCCAGCUGGACUUCCUGACAAGAUGACCAUAGAAAUGUACCCUAGUGAUCAGGUGGCUGAUCUCCGAGCAGAAGUCACACAUUGGUAUGAAAAUUUGCAGAAGGAGCAGAUAAAUCAGCAAGCACAGCUUCAGGAGUUUGGCCAAAGCAGUCGCAAAGGGGAUUUCCCUGGUGGCCUCAUGGGACCUGUGAGAAUGAUUUCAUCUGGGCAUGAGCUGACAACUGACUAUGAUGAGAAAACGCUGCAUGAGUUGGGCUUUAAGGAUAUGCAGAUGGUGUUUGUGUCCCUGGGUGCCCCCAGGAGAGAAAGGAAAGGUGAAGGUGUCCAACUCCCAGCUUCCUGCCUACCUCCUCCUCAGAAGGACAACAUUCCAAUGCUUUUACUCCUGCAAGAACCUCAUCUUACCACCCUGUUUGAUUUGUUAGAGAUGCUGGCCUCUUUUAAGCCUCCUUCUGGAGAAGUGGCUAUGGAAGAUAGUGAGAGUGCAAGGUGUGAAGAGCUCCAUCUCCACGCAGAAAACUUGUCCAGACGUGUCUGGGAACUGUUAAUGCUCCUACCAACGUGCCCUAAUAUGCUGCAGGCAUUCCAGAAUAUUUCUGAUGAGCAGGGUAAUGAUGGCUUUAGCUGGAAGGACCUUCUGCGAAUAAAAAGUGCCCAUAAACUUUUGUAUGCCCUGGAAAUUAUUGAAGCUUUGGGAAAGCCCAACAGGAGGAUAAGACGUGAAUCUACGGGAAGUUACAGUGAUCUUUACCCAGACUCAGAUGAUUCAAGUGAAGAUCAAAUAGAAAACAGUAAAAACACGUGGAGCUGCAAGUUUGUUGCUGCUGGAGGGCUCCAACAGUUACUGGAAAUUUUCAAUUCUGGAAUCCUAGAGCCUAAGGAACAGGAAUCAUGGACUGUGUGGCAGCUGGACUGUCUUGCUUGCUUGCUGAAGCUGAUCUGCCAGUUUGCAGUGGAUCCCUCAGAUCUGGAUUUGGCUUAUCACGAUGUCUUUGCCUGGUCUGGGGUAGCAGAGAGCCACAGGAAAAGGACGUGGCCGGGCAAAUCCAGGAAGACAACAAGUGACCACGUGAAGGGCCUUCAUAUCCCUCGGCUGACAGAGGGAACCAGUUUGAUUCAGCGACUUAUGUCAGUUGCUUAUACAUAUGACAACUUGGCACCUAGGGUGUUGAAGGCUCAGUCUGAUCACAGGUCAAGGCAUGAAGUCACUCACUAUUCCAUGUGGCUCUUGGUGAGCUGGGCUCACUGCUGCUCCUUGGUGAAAUCCAGUCUGGCUGACAGUGAUCAUUUGCAAGACUGGCUCAAGAAGCUCACCCUGCUUAUUCCAGAGACUGCAGUUCGCCACGAGUCUUGCAAUGGUUUGUACAAAUUAUCUCUGUCUGGCCUGGAUGGGGGAGACUCCAUCAACCGUUCCUUUCUGCUGCUGGCUGCAUCAACCUUGUUAAAAUUUCUCCCUGAUGCUCAAGCUCUGAAACCAAUUAGGAUAGAGGAUUAUGAAGAGGAAACUGUGCUGCGACCUGGUUGUAAGGAGUAUUUUUGGCUGCUCUGCAAACUGAUUGAUAACAUUCAUGUCAAAGAUGCAAGUCAGACAACCCUGCUUGAUUUAGAUGCCCUGGCGAGACACCUUGCUGACUGCAUUCGGAGCAGAGAAAUCCUUGACCAUCAGGAUGGGAACAUAGAGGACGAUGGGCUCACAGGGCUGCUUCGCCUUGCAACGAGUGUUAUCAAGCACAAACCACCCUUCAAAUUUUCUCGGGAAGGCCAGGAGUUUCUGAGGGACAUCUUCAAUCUCCUGUUCUUGCUGCCCAGUCUGAAGGACAGACAACAGCCAAAGUGCAAAUCCCACUCCUCCAGGGCUGCUGCUUACGACUUGCUGGUGGAAAUGGUGAAAGGCUCUGUGGAAAACUACAGGCUGCUCCACAACUGGGUCAUGGCACAGCACAUGCAGUCUUCACAUGCACCUUACAAGUGGGAUUAUUGGCCACACGAUGAUGUUCGUGCUGAGUGCAGGUUUGUGGGUUUGACCAACCUUGGAGCCACGUGUUACUUGGCCUCCACUAUUCAGCAGCUGUACAUGAUCCCAGAGGCCAGACAAGCAAUUUUCACUGCAAAGUAUUCAGAAGAUAUGAAACACAAGACCACUCUACUGGAACUCCAGAAGAUGUUUACAUACCUAAUGGAAAGUGAAUGUAAGGCCUACAACCCAAGGCCUUUCUGUAAAACCUACACCAUGGAUAAGCAGCCCUUGAACACUGGAGAGCAGAAAGACAUGACUGAGUUCUUCACUGACCUAAUAACAAAAAUAGAGGAAAUGUCUCCAGAACUGAAAAACACAGUGAAAAGUUUGUUUGGAGGUGUUAUCACAAACAACGUCGUUUCUUUGGACUGUGAGCAUGUGAGUCAGACAGCUGAGGAGUUCUACACAGUGAGAUGCCAGGUGGCAGAUAUGAAGAAUAUUUAUGAAUCUCUUGAUGAAGUAACUAUUAAAGACACCUUGGAAGGUGACAACAUGUACACGUGUUCUCACUGUGGGAAGAAAGUGCGGGCUGAGAAAAGGGCAUGUUUUAAGAAACUACCUCGUAUCUUAAGCUUCAACACCAUGAGAUAUACAUUUAAUAUGGUGACCAUGAUGAAGGAGAAAGUCAACACGCAUUUUUCAUUCCCUUUACGUUUGGAUAUGACACCCUACACUGAAGAUUUCCUCAUGGGAAAAAACGACAGGAAAGAAGGUUUUAAGGAAGAUGGUGGAUAUCUGAAGGAAACUGAGAGUUAUGAGUAUGACCUGAUUGGUGUGACAGUUCACACAGGAACAGCAGAUGGGGGGCAUUACUACAGUUUUAUCAGGGAUAUUGUUAAUCCUCAUGCUUACAAAAACAACAAGUGGUACCUUUUCAAUGAUGCUGAAGUUAAACCCUUCGAUUCUGCCCAGCUUGCCUCCGAAUGUUUUGGUGGAGAAAUGACUACAAAAACUUAUGAUUCUGUUACUGAUAAGUUUAUGGACUUCUCCUUUGAAAAGACACACAGUGCUUACAUGCUGUUUUAUAAACGGAUGGAGCCAGAGGAGGAAAAUGGCAAAGACUACAAAUUUGAUGUUUCAUCAGAAUUGCUGGAGUGGAUAUGGCAUGAUAACAUGCAGUUCCUUCAAGACAAGAACAUUUUUGAACAUACAUAUUUUGGGUUUAUGUGGCAGUUGUGUAGUAGCAUCCCAAGUACACUACCAGAUCCAAAAGCGGUUUCUCUGAUGACAGCAAAGUUAAGCACUUCCUUUGUACUAGAGACAUUUAUUCAUUCAAAGGAAAAGCCUACAAUGCUUCAGUGGAUUGAACUGUUAACAAAACAGUUUAAUAACAGUCAGGCAGCUUGUGAAUGGUUUUUGGAUCGUAUGGCUGAUGAUGAUUGGUGGCCAAUGCAGAUUCUAAUAAAGUGUCCCAAUCAGAUUGUGAGGCAGAUGUUCCAGCGCUUGUGUAUCCAUGUGAUCCAGAGGCUGAGGCCAGUACAUGCACACCUUUAUCUGCAGCCAGGAAUGGAAGACUGCUCGGACGACAUGGAUGGGCCCGUGGAGGACAUUGGGAGCCGCUCGUGCGUCACGCGCUUCGUGAAGACCUUGCUGUCCAUCAUGGAGCACGGUGUCAAACCCCACAGCAAACACCUCACCGAGUACUUCGCCUUUCUUUAUGAAUUUGCCAAAAUGGGAGAGGAGGAAAGCCAGUUCUUGCUCUCUCUGCAAGCCAUAUCCACAAUGGUCCAUUUCUACAUGGGAACCAAAGGGCCUGAGAAUCCACAGGUUGAAGUGCUUUCUGAGGAAGAAGGGGAGGAAGAGGAGGAAGAAGAAGAUAUCCUUUCUUUAGCAGAAGAGAAAUACAGGCCUGCUGCUCUUGAAAAGAUGAUUGCCCUGAUUGCUCUUCUGGUGGAACAAUCUCGCUCAGAAAGGCAUUUGACCUUGUCACAAAAUGACAUGGCAGCGCUGACAGGAGGAAAGGGUUUCCCUUUUUUAUUUCAACAUAUCCGUGAUGGGAUCAACAUCAGGCAAACGUGCAACCUCAUUUUCAGUUUGUGCCGGUACAACAAUCGCCUUGCAGAGCAUAUUGUGUCCAUGCUGUUCACAUCUAUAGCAAAGCUGACUCCUGAGGCAGCCAAUCCUUUUUUCAAAUUGCUCACCAUGCUCAUGGAAUUUGCUGGUGGACCUCCAGGAAUGCCACCCUUUGCUUCUUACAUUCUGCAGAGGAUAUGGGAGGUCAUUGAGUACAACCCCUCACAGUGCCUGGAUUGGCUGGCUGUGCAAACACCUCGGAACAAACUCGCUAACAGUUGGGUCCUGCAGAACAUGGAGAACUGGGUUGAACGUUUCCUCCUGGCACACAACUACCCUCGAGUGAGAACUUCUGCAGCCUAUCUCUUGGUGUCGCUUAUUCCAAGCAAUUCCUUCCGUCAGAUGUUCCGAUCGACGCGCUCCCUGCACAUCCCCACACGGGACCUGCCCCUCAGCCCUGACACCAACAGUAGUUCUGCACCAGUCUACAACGUGCUCCUUGGCCUGCUCUCACGAGCCAAGCUCUACGUCGACGCCGCCGUUCACGGCACCACCAAACUGGUGCCUACUUCAGUUUUCAUGACGUACUGUUUGAUCUCCAAAACCGAGAAGCUCAUGUUCUCCACUUACUUCAUGGACUUGUGGAACCUCUUCCAACCAAAGCUCUCGGAGCCGGCCAUCGCCACCAACCACAACAAGCAGGCCCUGCUGUCCUUCUGGUACAACGUGUGCGUGGACUGUCCUGAGAACGUGCGCCUUAUCGUGCAGAACCCCGUGGUGACCAAGAACAUUGCCUAUUACAUCCUCGCGGACCACGACGACCAGGAUGUGGUGCUCUUCAACCGUGGCAUGCUGCCCGCCUACUAUGGCAUCCUGCGCCUGUGCUGCGAGCAGUCCCCUGCCUUCACCAGGCAGCUGGCUUCUCACCAGAACAUCCAGUGGGGGCCUUCAAGAAACCUCACCCCUCACGCCAGUCAGUAA
Messenger RNA from Catharus ustulatus (Swainson's thrush), 8758 nucleotides. Its product is annotated as ubiquitin carboxyl-terminal hydrolase 34-like. Gene Ontology annotation, molecular function: cysteine-type endopeptidase activity; cysteine-type deubiquitinase activity. Lineage: Eukaryota; Metazoa; Chordata; Aves; Passeriformes; Turdidae. The record is from RefSeq and is a predicted model, not a curated record. Gene Ontology annotation, biological process: protein deubiquitination. Gene Ontology annotation, cellular component: nucleus; cytosol.